GUAUAGUCGCAAUGAGCUUGUUCGCACCUGAUUAUCACUUCCAAUUUCUGACCAAACCCUAAAAACCCUAGUAUAAAUUGAUUCAUCUGACGCCGCUCUAUCUUCUCUGACCUAGAAAUACAUCUCUCGAGCUAGGGUUUCUCUGCAUCUGCUGAGAUGGGUAAGGGAACUGGGAGUUUUGGUAAGAGAAGGAACAAGACCCACACCCUCUGCGUGAGGUGUGGCCGACGCAGCUUCCACCUCCAGAAGAGCCGUUGUGCGGCCUGUGCUUUUCCUGCCGCCCGCAAGAGAAAAUACAACUGGAGUGUGAAGGCUAUCCGAAGAAAGACAACUGGAACUGGAAGAAUGAGGUAUCUCCGCCAUGUACCUCGCAGGUUCAAGAGUGGUUUCAGAGAAGGCACUCAAGCAGCACCUAGGAAGAAGGGAGCAGCAACCUCUGCUUAAGGCAAGAGAUGCUCAUUUUGGGCGGGAUUUGGGUAUCCACUUAUAGAUUUUGUCAACAAUUAUGCAUUGGAACAUAAGAAACAUUGUUUGAUGGUUGUUAUUCACUUCUGAUGCUAUUUAGUCAAUUUUAGUUUUCUUUUCUCUGUAUUUGUUUUGAUUUUGAAUGAGGUUUUUGAGACAAUUGACUAUUUUGAUUUCCUGA
Manihot esculenta (cassava) is the source of this 646-nucleotide messenger RNA. RefSeq names its product 60S ribosomal protein L37-3. Gene Ontology annotation, cellular component: ribosome; cytosolic large ribosomal subunit. Gene Ontology annotation, molecular function: RNA binding; structural constituent of ribosome. The transcript is spliced from 4 exons. The record is from RefSeq and is a predicted model, not a curated record. NCBI's taxonomy places the organism in Eukaryota, Viridiplantae, Streptophyta, Magnoliopsida, Malpighiales, Euphorbiaceae. Bases 157 to 444 code for a protein of 95 amino acids. Gene Ontology annotation, biological process: translation.